Messenger RNA from Stereum hirsutum FP-91666 SS1, 1920 nucleotides. RefSeq names its product DLIC-domain-containing protein. NCBI's taxonomy places the organism in Eukaryota, Fungi, Basidiomycota, Agaricomycetes, Russulales, Stereaceae. Gene Ontology annotation, biological process: microtubule-based movement; microtubule cytoskeleton organization. The record is from RefSeq and is a predicted model, not a curated record. Bases 1 to 1920 code for a protein of 639 amino acids. Gene Ontology annotation, cellular component: centrosome; cytoplasmic dynein complex. Gene Ontology annotation, molecular function: dynein heavy chain binding. The transcript is spliced from 6 exons.
AUGGAUGGGCCAAGUUCACGCCCAGGAUCACCAUCUGACGACGCACCCCCAGAAAACCUAUGGUCUUCCAUCCUUGAUUCUGUCUCCUCAACACGCGCUAUACCCUCGAAACAGAUUCUUAUACUUGGCCAGCCCCAGACCGGGAAGUCAACGUUGUCGGCAGCGCUGCUGCAGAAGGCUCCUGCAGAUGUCGCUGGACCUGGUAAUAAUGAGGUGCCACAGAGCGUAGACUUUGCUCUAGGUUACGAUUGGGCGGAUGUUAGGGACGAGGCAGACGAAGGCGCGUUCGUUCUCUUUCAUACAUUGGCGCGUUUGUCAGUAUACAACGUACCCUCAUCAGCACCGGCAUAUACCUCCUUGUUACCCCACUUUCUGCCGGCACGGACUUCGUUGCCACACACACUUGUGAUGAUCGUGCUUGACUGGACGCGCCCAUGGACCUUUGUAGAUGAACUUUUCACGUGGCUGACAUGGAUUGAGGACUGGGUAAAGGGAGAGACCCCACGAGAGCUCGUCAUCGCAAGGGAGGAGAACCGAGAACGACUGCAAGCAUAUCUUCAGCAUUAUACCGAGCCUUCGUCAGAACCUAUCCCCGCCUCCUCCGCCUCACAAGCGGCCAUCCUACCCCUCGGGCCCGGAAUAUAUACCCAUAACACCGCCGGCGUGCCCAUUAUUGUGACAUGUACGAAGUCGGAUCUGAUAGACGACAACCACAACGAUGUCGUUGGGGCUGGAGCGUCGGGGAUGGGAGGGAUGGUGAAGGGCAAAGGAGGCGAGUGGGAGGAGAGGACAGAUGGAGUCAUGCAGAUCUUGAGGACGGUUUGCCUGAAGUACGGAGCUUCAUUAUUCUACACUACACAACAACCCUCAACACUACAGAUUCUCCGACAAUACGCACUCCAUCUACUUUUCAUUCCGCCCGCACCCUCACCAGGCCUAUCCACCGGAACCGACGCCCCAGCACCCGUUCGCAACCCAUUCCCUUUCACACAGAAGCCUAAUACCCUAGACAGGGAUCGUAUCGUCGUGCCUGCUGGUUGGGAUAGCUGGGGUAAGAUCGCCGUUCUUCGAGAAGGGUUUGACGCGAAAGGUUGGGGCGAAGCAUGGGAGAGAGAUUUGGAAUCUGCCAACGAGGACGAGAACGCUGUCGGCGACGACGAGGUCGGUGCAAGGAAGAUGUAUUCACAGCUAGUGCCGGAUCAAGGCUACAAGCCGCCUCCCCUCCCACCCUUCAACAAUCCAAUCCCCGAACAAACCUUCCUCGCCAAAAACUACGACGAAAACUCCAAGAAGCCAGACCGCGACCCCCGAGGCAUGUUCCGCAACCCCACCGAAUCCACCGCCGGCGCAAACGCAGGGAUCGUCGGUCCUCUCAGCUCUUCAUCCUUCUCCAUGCCCAACGUCGAACGCGCUCUCACUGAGAUGGAAGCAUCGUCAGCGUUUACGCCAACAGGGCCAAUGUCUGCUGGUGGUAUCAACCUCGUUGGUCCAGAUUCGCCUGGUACACCGUUAGGAAGGAAAGGUUCAGGUCGCAAUCCUACGCGUGCUCCCAACGCAGGGAACGCAUCCGCAGCUGGUCCUGGCGCACGUUCUGACCUCUCAUCGUCGGUUAUGGGGUCGAGUCCUGGGUCGGGCGGACAGACGCAGCAUGAGGUAUUGCAGAAUUUCUUCCAGAGUCUAUUGAGCUCGAAGGAUAGGCCGGGGAGUGCGGCGGCGGCUAGAACGGGAGGGAAGCUUUCGACUGGGCCGAGUGGGAAUACAGCGAGGGUGACUAGUGAGGACAAAGGGGGUGCAAAUGGAGGAGGAAGCGGUGGUGGGAGCGGUGGAGCCGGGGCUGGGAGUAACAGGAGCAGUAUGGUUGGGCCUCCUGCGAGCGGGACGGGCGGCGGGAGUGGGAGUGGGACAGAGGAUGGGGCUUGA